AUGCCUUUUAGAAGCCCCAGCUUUCGAGUCUUGUCCUGCAGAAAUUGUAGUUUAGGUAAAGGAAGUGAAAUCGAUGAAGACGACCCGUUUCAAGAUGAAGAUUUGCCGGAUGAUUACAAGAAAAUGAAGUUCAGUGCACUUUCGAUUCUUCAACUGUUGAGCUUGAUUCUGAUUAUUACAGCUUUAGUUUGCAGCCACGAUACUGAGACAUGGGGCCUCGCUACACCUGAAGAAUUUGAACCUGUUCCCAGGCUAUGCCGUUACAUACUGGCUGUCUUCGAGGAUGAUCUCAGACACCCUCUUUGGGAACCUCCUGAAGGGUAUGGAAUUAAUGCCGAUUGGAUAAUUAUAAAAGGAAGUUACAAGGAUACAAAUGGAAGAGCCCCCCUCAUUUAUUGUCUAGGAAAAUCUGGAAUUUCUGCAACAAAGCUUGCUCUUGCCAGAGGUGCUUCUGUUCUAGCCAUUGAUGAGAACGAAAAAUUGGUCCCUAUAGGGUUCACCACAACUCCAUUACCAAUCACACAGACAGUUUCCUCGUUCAGAAUUCCAGAAGGAACUGGGUGA
Messenger RNA from Fraxinus pennsylvanica, 564 nucleotides. The record is from the annotation of a GenBank genome assembly. Lineage: Eukaryota; Viridiplantae; Streptophyta; Magnoliopsida; Lamiales; Oleaceae.